AUGGAAACGGAAAACACUCACAGGGAGGAAGAGAGAAAUGCGAGCAGCGGAACAUUUUAAGAUUUAGCGUUACCUUUUCUUUUCAUUCAGGAUGGACUCCGAGUACCUGAAGCAGAAACUGGGUAAAUGUUUGGUGGAGGCUCUGGCGGAAGUCGUGGAGCAGAGACCCAUGGACCCCAUCGAGUUUCUCGCUCACUUCAUCUACAAAUACAAAGAAAACAUGGAGUACGCCAAAAAGAAAGCUGCAAAUGAGAAGCAGCUGGAGGAGGAGGUGAAGAAAGCCAGACAGGAGGCCGAGCAUCAGAAACGGCUGAAGGAGGAGGAGUCGCGAUUACAAGCCGCACAGGAGCUCACACAGGAGCAAGUAGCUACACCUCCUCCAGCGCCACUGCAAGAGAGACCCUGGAUGGCGGACCCUCCGAAGAUGGAGGUCCUGAUGGAGGCUGAUGGGACGAACGCCGGAACUGAAGCAGCUCCUCUAGAACCCACCACACUGCCUCAGGAAGAAGAACCAGAAGCACAGACUGAAGCAGAGACAACAGCAGAACCUCCACCAGAUGCGGAGGAUGUAAAGAACGCAGAGACGACGGAUGUGGAGAGAGCGCCCUCUAGAGCUGUAAAUGAGGACACAGAGGCAGCUGAGGAACCUGAGAAUGAGCCCACUCUGAGGGAUUCAGAUGGCUCGAUAGCUCCAGAUGUGGAUGAUACAGUCUCAGAUGACGCAGCAAGACAUCCUGAAGAACCAGUGAGCGAGACAAAUCCGAGUCAAAGCCAAAUGGAAGAGGAGGAUUCAGGUGGAUCGAAUCCUCGAGACGUCGAUGGGACGGUCUCGGUAGACGACUCAAAACAAGCAGAAGAAGAGCAAGCAGGCGAUGACGCAUCACAAACUCUGCUCAAAUCAACAGAGGAAGAACCGGUCAAUCCAGAACCUUCUCUGAUGCUGCAGGACGACGCCGAGCUCAUACACACCGACGUCACCGAAGACCAAUCAGCAGCUCUGAUGGAGAGCGACGCUCCCAGACAGGAAGAGCCCGAGACCCUCACCAACCCGAGCACGCUCAAGGACACGGAGGAAGAUGAAGAAGACUGAAGAUGAGGCAUAUCCUCUCUAGACACGCUUUAUACUAUAUAGGUUUUGUAAUAUAAUAUAUUUGAAGGAUAAGUUUUCUGAAGCAGCAUACGAACGUGUUAUAAUACAUGAAGCCGUUCUCUGUAGCUCAUUUCUCACAAGAUUAAAUAUUGUUUUGCGGGA
Ictalurus punctatus (channel catfish) is the source of this 1252-nucleotide messenger RNA. It is a transcript of the gene dydc2, whose product is annotated as DPY30 domain containing 2. The record is from RefSeq and is a predicted model, not a curated record. The coding region runs from base 92 to 1090 and encodes 332 amino acids. The transcript is spliced from 11 exons. NCBI's taxonomy places the organism in Eukaryota, Metazoa, Chordata, Actinopteri, Siluriformes, Ictaluridae. Gene Ontology annotation, cellular component: Set1C/COMPASS complex.